Messenger RNA from Schistocerca gregaria, 1822 nucleotides. RefSeq names its product protein broad-minded-like. The transcript is spliced from 2 exons. Lineage: Eukaryota; Metazoa; Arthropoda; Insecta; Orthoptera; Acrididae. Bases 1 to 1761 code for a protein of 586 amino acids. The record is from RefSeq and is a predicted model, not a curated record.
AUGAAAAUGAAUUUUUUACCUCAUCAAGAUGCUACCAAUGACGAAAUUGUAAAGUGGAUUAAGAUGAUAACUAAGGAAAAAUUUAAUGAAACGGUGCGCAGGAAGAUUAGAUACAGUGGUGAAAUAAAAAAGCAGACAUGGAAAAUAGUUUCCCACAAUAUAUAUAAAGCUGUAAAAGAUUCCGCAGAAGUGAAGUUAUUCAUUGAAGACAUUGCUGAUGCAAUUAAACAUCGUGCAGAAUAUUCUGAUUUUGAUUGGAUUCAUUGGUCUGUAACAGGUGGAAAUUUGAUCAACACUCACAAAUUGCUGCAGUAUGGGGAUAAUACUAAACUUGUGCCGUCAAAAUAUUUUGAAAGUUUAUGCCGCAAAACUUCGCCACACAAAUCUUUUUUUGUGCGUAUUCAUGCUUUACGAGAGUUGUUAUCUGUUAAUUUGCCGGACAGUAUAUCAUUUGAAAGCUGGCCCACUCUUCAAAGCAAUUUACAGCACAGCCUUAGCCAGAAGAGCCAAGAAGAAUUCACAUUAAGCUUAAAAGUGCAUGCCAGAAUAAUGUCGUCCCCGUCGUUGGCGUUUGUGAAGGAAUGUUAUAUAAAUCUUGUAGAAAGCUUACGUUUGUACUAUAUAGAUGCUGCAAUCGGCACCACCCCAUCUUUUGUACAAGGAUUGAAUUUUUCAAAUCCUGUGCAUAACAAAUUGAUAAAACUGGUACAUUUUAUACUUGCAAUGUCCAACGAAAUGCCUAAGAGUUGGGCACGCUUCAAAAACAGUUGGAUAGAAGAAAUCAUUAAUGCAUUUAUGAUUUUGAUCACCAUGCAUAUACACACAACAACAGGGGAUACAUUAAUUUAUCCAUUUCAUGUAAUUGCUGCUCUUGAUCCAAGAGCUAUUUGGUGUUUCCAUUGGCUGCAUGGCACUCUUGGAAGAAAUAUUUUCUUCAGUUUUCAGUCAAAAGUGUCUGCAUUUUUAAAAUUUGUGUCAGGUUCAAUACUUCAGUAUUUAAAGCACCCAACAUAUUCAUGUCACAGUGCUGAUUUUAACAAUAAGCUCACCUCUUCUGCGAUUAAGGAAGGAAUAUUUAUUCAUUCUGUCAGUAUUUUAGGUAUUAUGGCAUGCUAUAAAAGAGGAGACAGUUUUAUUCUUGAUUAUUUCAGUGAGCAGACAGGAGUAGUGCCAUUGCAGCAUAUCCUAAUUGCCCUUAUAACAUCUUUAAAUGCACACUCGUGUAGUAUUCCACUGGAAAGAGUAAUUACAGAAACUGUGAUAAAAAUAUUUCACAACAGGGGUGACAAGUACAUAAAUGAGUCAACAGUAAGGUGUUUACUGGAACCACUUAAUACAUUAAAUUGUGAGACAAUGUUACCAGAGAACACUAUAAGAAUCUUACAUUCCAUCACUGCAGAUGAGCGUUCCCUGCACUAUUUACUACACAGUACAGUAGAGUGUCGAAAAUCGGUUGGUACACUUGAGGCAGUUUCAAAACGUGCAGUGGAGGCUCCAAUUGAUGAACCAGUUCAGAACUUGAUAAUGAAUUAUGUAGUUUCAAGACUUGAAAGACAUGGAAAAGAAACCACAGGAUUGUUAAGCAUGCUCCUGGAAACAUGUGUAGCAUUAAUGCCCGUCUCAUUUGGUUGUACGAUACCUUCGUUCACCAGUAAUUUCUUAACAACUGUUAUUGCUUAUUACAAGUUGUCUCAGGCUGGUAUUAAUGAGGGGGAACAAACACAGUUUGGCAAAGAGAUUGGACAAAACAACUGUACCUGAGAUCAAUGAAGGAAAAUACUGUGGAAAGAUUGAAAAUGUCAGACAAAAGUGAAAAUCAUAA